Molecule: messenger RNA, 3942 nt
Organism: Penicillium pulvis
Lineage: Eukaryota; Fungi; Ascomycota; Eurotiomycetes; Eurotiales; Aspergillaceae
Exons: 3
Coding region: 40-3942 (1300 amino acids)
Source: RefSeq, a predicted model, not a curated record
CCCUCAUGGUCCAAUGAAAUAGUCCGAGACCUCGCAGUUAUGCGGCUUCACCUUAUCAUUUCGCGGCAUGGAUUGCCUGCGACCAGAAUUUUGUGGACGACUACUACUGCCGCUUCGCUGGGCGAAUAUGGAACCCGCGGCGCAGCUCCCACUUCCGCUAUUGCCUCGUCGCGGAACCCCAAUGUUGCGUUCUCCAAUGGUGGAUACACGAUUGCUCAGUUACUGGAGGAUGUGAACGAAGUUGUUCCACUCGAGACGGAACCCAAUGUCUUUGAUCCCGAAUUCAGUGGCCAGUGGGGCCUGGAAGAUUAUGUGGUGGAGGUCAGUGGAUCGGAGUGUCUUCAUUUCAUGGAAGUGGAGGGAUUACUUCGGGAAGGCGAUGAAGUUGUUAUUCGUGCUUUACAACUCGCAGAUUUACGCGCAAGGCGCCUGUGCGGUCGUUUCCAGAUUGCUACAGAUGGAAAACAUCUCAUUGACGGUGUCCCAUUUGGAGCCCCGUUCAUUCAGCGUGCCACCAAUAGUCGUCCCGCCAUAACAAUUCCUCCACGGAAGAAACGUCGAACAGUAUUCUCUUCUGGCUGGGACCAAGACGCAGGGCGUGCGUAUGAAGGCUCAAAUGCCGAUGAAGAAGGCGACGGGGAGUGGCUGCCACCGACUGACACUGGAUUUGGAAAAGAACUCUCUAUCCUGCCUGUAGAGCAUGACAUGUCUAUGGGAACAGUGAUCAGGCACCCUGUUGAUCAUUCUGCAGAGGAUGAUAGCGACGAUGGUGAUGAGUAUGAGCCUGAAGAGGACGAGCUCGAGAGUGAGCUCAAGGCCCUAAAGGAGGAUUUUGAAGAGCCAGCAUCCCAGUUCAUAGACAUUCGGAAUCAAAAUUCACAAACUGGCAACCUCUCAAUGGGACGGCCCAGUUCCGCGGGUAACAGACCUGGCUCUGCCAGUACGCUACCCGGAGGAUCGCUGGUUGGCGCCUCAUCUUUGUCGAGCAAACGGUCGCGUGGGGAGGACUCUUCACCCAGAGCUUCCAAGGCUGUGAGGUUCAACCGAGGAGAAACUGUUCCGGAGAAACCUCAGUCUGCCCAACUCGUCAAACCUGAAGUUAGAACUAGUUCACCGGAAUCAUCCGACUCCGACUCCGAUUCUGAUUCUGUGUCUGAUUCCGACUCUGGCUCCCAAGAUAGUUCAGGCUCUGAUUCCGGCUCUGGUUCAUCGGACGAUGGCUCUACUGGAUCCAAAGCCGCCUCUUCAUCUGAAGAGGCAUCCGGUAAUGAACAAUCAAAUUCAUCGAGUUCAUCUUCAUCUGAUUCGAGCUCCGACGAUUCCUCGUCCGAGGAAGAACAGCCCGCCCCGAAGAAAGCGCGGCGCUCUCUCAUGGCUCCUCCUGGCCAGGGUACCAUCCGGACCAAGAAAAGCAAUAAUCGAUAUAAGCUUCGCCGCCGCCUCUCCAAGCUGAAAGAGAUUGGCGUGCUCCCUGAUGAUGCGGAUUUUAAUUCUCUGCGAACCUGGGAAGAGGAAAACGGAGGCUGGCAUUUCCCCGAAGGGUCAAGCAUUAUGUCUGCGCAAGCAAGCAAAGAUGAUAAAAAGAAACAAGACCGGAAGGAAUUUGAAGCUAAACGGCAGCAACUACUACGUGAUCUAGCGGCUUGCGGAAUUGAUGUGGAAGGGACAUCCGAAAAGGAAAAUGUUCCUCCGCGCACUUCUACCGUCUCCGCGCCUGCCGUUCCUGAAACUGCAAUCGCUGGAGAGGCCGAAACUGAACGCCCAAAUCGACGGACCUUGGACGUCGAAAGUUCACGACGACUCCUUUUCGGGUCCCUUGGGGUGCGCACGCCAAAGACCAAAGAGGAUGAAGAGGCAACCAUCAGAAAACUAGCAGCCCAGGCCAGCAAAGUCUCCAAAAAGCCAUCCAAGAAAGCGCCAGUUGAAAAAGAGUUGCCGGUUGAAGAAGAUAGUGAUGAUAAUGAUGUUGUUCCUAAUUGGCAAGACAAACUUAUUAUUAGGGCUACAGAAUGUGUCGUUGAAGGUAUCACGCUGACAGCCCCACCAUUCCCAUUCAAAAAUCGUUGGGAUCCUGUUGCCAAUGCCGAGAUUCGAGAGCGACUGGGCUGGAACAAAAAGCGCAAGCGGAAACAAAGGAUUCAGGUCUACGACGGAGCCGAAGAAGAAUACGAUGAGGGCCAGUACGGAGAUGGCAAUGCGUACCAAGGGUAUGACAAUUACGAAUAUGGAGAGGCGGCCUUCGACUACGACGAGAACGGCAACGUGAUCCACUACGACGAGAAUGGGGACGUGCUUCACUACGACGAUGAAGGAAACGAGCCGGAAAUCGACCACGCCGAGCAAACUCAGAUCGCUGUUGUCGAUGACCUUCCUGUCUUCCCCAAUGACCCGACCUCUGUUGCGGACUUGCAGGAGUGUGAAGCAAAGCCUGGAGCCAUCAUCGCUUUUCGCCAAUUGGAUAUGUCCAAGGAGACAAAUUGGCAACCCCGCAUGUCUGAAUACAGAGUGGCUGAGGUGCAGAAGGUUGACAAGGACACUAUUCAUGUUCGAUUGGCGGUACGUGAUUGGAAGCCCAAGCAAGACGCUGUGGAUCCAGAAGACGAUGAGCCCCGUCAGUACAGCGGCUUUGAGAUGCCUGGAUUUGAUGAUGAGGAAGGCGAGGACGAUGGCCUUCGCGAGCUCGCCUAUGCGGAACUCAGCGAUCCAAAGCUUCUCAAAGCGGCGCCGGGCGCUGUGGACGAUAACUCGGACAAGGAGAAGGAUACGGGUGUUACUCAAGAGGAUAGCAUUAUCUCCGUAAUUGCCGAUUCGAUGCCGAAUGCUCAGCUGGUUCCUCCAUUGGACAGCAUGGACCUCGAUGAAACGACAUUUGUCACUUUGGUCACUGCCAAUGAAUCUCCACAACGGCUCUCCGAUGUUCCAUCUAUCCGAACGCCCGGCGGUACGAUGCAUCUCGUGACUCAAGGCCAGGAUGCCGAUGAUGAACAUAGUGACACCCCUGUGGUGCCCUCGCCAUCUUUCUCUGGAUUCCAUUCCGCACUGUCAUCUCCGGGGAUGAGAUUGCGUUUCAAUAUUGAAGCUGAGGACGGCAAUCUCGACGGUCACACUCUUGUCGGCGAGGCCUCAUUGAUUCCUCGUGACGUCUCCAACCAGGAUAUUUCCACACUUUCCUUUUUAUCCGCCAAUGAAUCUUUCGCCAACGAUGUAUCUGAGAUCCAAGAGCAACAUGAUCGCCAGGUCGUUGACGAGCCCCAAAUCGCGCCUGGGGCCAAUGGUUCCGGUCCUGAUUCUCUUUUAUCCCCGGUCCAGAACGCAGCCAGUGCCAACUCUGACCAAUCAAAGCUCUCGCCUGCACCUGCCCGGAGUACGGUUGAAGAAAGUCCUGAUCCCCGAGCAGAGCCAUCUGAGCCGUGGGAGGAUAUCGUGAGCACGCCUUCUCACGAGAAUUCCGAUCAAGGAAAGGACGAAGUAGACUACAACGACGACCAGGACGAGGAUAAAGACAGUCUUCUCCAUAGCAACCAAAGUGUUGAUCUCUCCCCUCAUCCAUCACCACCUCCGCCCAGCUCGCGUUCCUCAAACAAGCCCCCUCCAAGUGCUCAACCAGAGCCCCACCCCGAGAAAUCUCACAAAGCAAAGGUAUCUACCAGGUCUAAGACCGAAUCUCCCGCCGGAUCCGUCCGCAGUAAGCGUCGUGCUGCUCGCGCAUCCACCUCGCAAAUCAAUUCAUCGCAGACGUCUGAAGUUAUGGAUCUUACGUCUAGCCCCGCUCCCACCAGCGACCCCACGGGGAAGUCGCAACAGGAUGCCCCUCAGAAGCCAGUUACGGGUGAUGAUCCUGGUCCCGCACGGCAGAGUAAAAUGCAGCGCAUGACCGAAGUUAGCGUCAGUCCCAAGAUCGGCCACAAGAAGAGCAAGAAGCGCUUGUCGCGCAAGUUCUGA